CAAUUUUUGUAUUAGCAUAAUAAUAAAGAUAUUUACUGAAAGGACACCCGGUAUAUUAUUUUUUUUAUUGCUAAAUAUUUUAUAGUGGCACGCACCAUAAAAUCAUUAUUUCUUAAUAAAAACCAACCUGUACGGAUUUAUUGUGGUUUUGAACGUAUUGUGUACUCUAGAAAGGAAACUCUCCAGAUACUGAGCGGUUUUUAGACUGCAUUAUCAACAGAUAAAGUAAUAUUGUUACGAAGGCCAAAAAUAAAAGUGAUUCUGCCCACUUUACAGCUUAGUAUGACGCACGUAAAACUCCAACUUGUUGAUUCGGCCAUAAAUACAAUAUUGAUUUUCCGGAAAAGUGAAAAUGCGCAUUGAUGAAACCUACUAAUCCGGCAGUCUGCAAUAUGGUAUGACAUACACGGACAAUUUUUCUCCGUAAAAAUGGAAGAUUUACUGUUAAAUAUUGUUAAAGAAGCCGGUAGCUCCAAAUUAACUAAUCUGAAACAACGAGCACAAGAAGCACACGACUUAUUAGCAGCACAAAAUAAUUUAAUGAGAAAUUCUUCGCAUGAACUACGAUCUGUAUGUUUUUUACCAUUGAAGUUGUCAUUGGAAAGCAAGAAAAGCAAACUUGUUGCUUUGGCAUUAACCGGAUUUAAUAAAAUAAUUCGAGACGAAAGGUUUCAAUGUGGCACAGAACCUGAAGAUGAUUCUCUAUGGCUUCCUGCCCAACUACUUUUAGCCACAUCUUCGCUUCUAUCUCAAUGUGAAGAUACACAGGUCCAUAUUCUCAGAGUUGUUUUAAACCUGGCAUGUUCAGCCAGUUGGGCUCUAAAUGGAAGACUUGUUAUGCUAAUUCUAGGCAGAUGUGGGGAAGCUUACGAAAUUGGCACUCAACCUAUUAGAGCAUCUGCACAAGCUGCAGCCAGUCAAACAUUGACAGCGUUCUGUACAUUCCUAGAUGAAGAAUGUCAGGAAAUUCUUCAACAACAACAAAAACAUAAAAAUUCUGGAAGCAGUGCCGAAAUGGUUUAUACCAAAACAUCCGCAGUUGCGUGCUUUAAUGAAGCUAUUCCUGUUAUGCAAUAUAUAUGUAGUAAACUAGAAGAAUCCAAACAGCAAUCCAAAACAAGUGAUCUAACAAUUUACCUCUUAGAGUGUCUAUUGACUUUUGUGAGCACAUUGCCUCAUACAGUACACUCAAACAUUCAUUUUACAACAUUCCUGUGGCAGCGAUUCUGUCCAGCAUUAAUUGCUUUUCUUGGAUUACCCGGAGAUCCAUCUGGACAUUCUUUAACUUCAAGUCAAGCUAAAAUAGUUUAUAGCAUUGGAAUACAAGUGGUGAGACUAGUUGGUAGAGAAAGAGCGCUUAGACCAGUAUUGGAAGCGUUAUUCCACAGAAUGCUUUUAUUACCAAGUCCUCCAAAAAGAUUGGAACCUCUAAGAGCUGCUAAAGAACUACUUAGAUCGCCAGGAAGGCUUGCAGAUUUGCUUCUGCUUAGUGGACCAAUACACCGGCAUGCUGGUGAUGAUAUGGCAAUUAUAAGACUGAUAAUGGACUCAAUUGAAGAAUCUUCUCAGUGCAGUGAUACUGGUGUCUUACUAGCAAGUGUAGAAUGUGUAGGAGCUCUUUUAGGAUCACUAGAAGCCUUAUGUAAAGGAGAGGGUUUGAAUCAAGAGGCAACUGAUAUAGCGAAUAGUAGAUAUAUAACUUUAGAACAGGCAGACUACUCCGGACCGUUAACUUAUGAAUCACUGGCGAGACUACCCAAACCGUACAGAGAUGUUGUAGCCAACUUAAAGUACCAAAGUGAUUCAGAUAGUAGCGGUAUUGAAGGAAAUAUACCUGAAGUUGAAGGUGGAACUGAAUCAGAUUGUUCAGGAGCUACCGAAGGGCCAGAAGACGGUACACUAUCUGAUGACAGUAUCAUGGAUGAUGAGAGUUUUCUUACAAAUCAACAACUACAGAAACUCUAUAAGUUGCCCAAAUCAUUAAAUUUGGGACGAACUGGUUUGGAUGAAUGCAAUACCGAUUUAGAACGGCAUAAUGCCAGACAUUUUGUUAAAACUUUACAACAAUCGUUGUUACCAAAUUUAUUAUCACUUCGCUCAUCUAUUCAAGUUGAUGAGGUGCUACAAGAAUUUGCUUCCAAAUGUUGCCAACACAAUUCUUCACAAAACUACGAAACUUCAACAAUAAUGAAUGCCGAUGGUAUUUACCUUGCUACUUAUUCAGCUUUAUUACUGGAUUUGAAAUUGAUUCAAUGCGGACAAUAUGAAGACAAAAGUGUACCUGUGCCAAUAACUGAAGCUCAAUUUGUAGAAGAAAUUCAUGGAAGCGGUGUAUUGGUGUAUGUGUCUGCUACUUGGUUAUGCGAACUUUAUCAAAAUGUUCUUGCUAAAUCUUUACUUUUAUCCAACGGUUAUGAUCCAAAAAGUGCACACCAACCCUCACUUGUAAACCUAUUGACUGAUAUUGGUGGACUAUGUCCAUCACAAUUACUUACAGAUUGGCAAAAGCUACAAAGAGUGCACGUAUCAUCAGAAAAUAGUCCAGAAGUGGAAGCAGGCGUGAAACUUUCCAGGCGAGUACUCACUUGCUGCUGGACAUCAGUAGUAUCUGUACUAGGAAUGCCAUUGGGUGAGACAACUUGUCCCAACGGAACAUCUGCUUUGAGUAGACUUGUCGCGAGAAGAGCGAGACAAAAAUAUAAACAAAAAAUGAGAGAUGACGUAAUUACCUCAAGUUUAGAAGGAUUACAUAAGGCAGCUAGUCUUAGUAACACAUUGAAGCUUCAAACUAGAAGCAGUAGUAUUUUGGCUUUAUUAUCAGCAUCUUCCUGUAAAACUCAAGGAAUAAAAUUAUUAGCAUCCCAUGCAUUAUCAUUGGAUGUAUUACUAUCUAAAGGUUUGGAAUUGGGAUGCCACAGUUCCGCUUGUUGGCCUCAUGUGUUUAGUGCUUGCGUUGCUGUUUCAACUUUGGAACAUUCAUUGUUCAGCAAAACAGGUUCAACUCAGCUCUUAAUGGUAGCACAAAACCCUCAAAAUAAUAUAAUCACAUCCACAACCCGAUCCGAAUCUCAAGAGAAACUUCAUAUGAAUUUUAGCAUUACCAACGAUGAAGAAACGGUAGAUAUUUACAGCUUCCUGCACAACUCAAGCCAUUUGAGUAACGAUAUCAACGACACGAGUAUUGCAGAAAUAGUAGAAAAAAGCGGGGCCAAUAAUGCACAAGGUCAAGGAAUGUUGAGUGGAGUAUAUGCAGCCAAAGUUUGUUGCGUCUUGUCUCAGAAAUCUGAUGAACUUUUCCACUCUGCUGCUUUGAGAUUAUCUCUACCAGGAUUGUGUAGCUUUCUCAAUGAAUUAUGCAAAGCUUCCCACAUACAGUUAUUCACCAAAUACGAAGAAUCUCCCAGACAACAGAAAAAAUGGUGGAAGAGAGAACUUGAAAUUCAGCAAAAACCUCCUGCGACACUUUUACUCCAUCGCAUUGGAGAAGUCACUUUGAAAUGUGUCAAAUCUGGAAGGCCACUUAUCCACAUAAUGAAAAUAUGGUCUAUUGUUGGUCCCCACUUUAUGCAAGCGGCAUGCCAUAAGGAUAGAAUUAUAUCCAAAAAAGCUGUGACUUGUAUCCACGAUGCUGUAACGGCUUUAUUAAACGAACAAGCUGAACUUCCUCAUUUUCAUUUUAAUGAAGCCUUAAUAAAGCCAUUUGAGAAUUUAUUGUGCCUAGAACUCUGCGAUUCAGAUGUCCAGGACCAAAUUGUUGCUUGUUUAUGUGAAUUUGUGGAAGCUAACAGAACAGAAAUCUGCUCAGGUUGGAGGCCUCUUUUUGGUACUCUUCGUGUUGCCAAUUCAAAGAAUAACGCUGCAGCUAUUUUGGACGUUUUUAAAAUAUUCUUAUCUACAGAUAAUACACUGGUCUUUGCAAAUGCGGCUUUGGACUAUAUUUUAUGUCUCAUUUCCCAUAUAAAGAAUUCAAACAUAGAUGAUACACCACUAGAACCAUUGCACAAUAUAAAUCAAUAUAACGAGAAGAAGUCCAUAUUUCUUGAUAAAGAAUCUGAUUUUCCUUCGAAGUUGCUUCUUGGUCCCGUUGACUUAUGUAUUGAAUCUUUAAAACUUCUACAGAAUUGUGCAUCGAUUUUAUCAGUGAUUUACAACAUGCCAAAAUGUCCAAAUUUUAACCUAACUCAUAGAGUAAAUAUCGAUACUAACCCACAAUUGGUUGAUCCAGUUAUACAAAAUUCAGAAAUCCACAGUUUUAACCAAAUCAAUACGAAUCAAAUCAAUUAUGAAAGUUUAUCAACACAGAUUGAUUUCGAAAAUUGUGAGAAAGACAAAAUAACUUUAGCGCACAUGGAUAAGCAAAGUAACAUCCUUAAGAUACAUUACAUUCUCUUAGAAGGUCUUGCUUCUUCUUCCACUUUAGCAGCUACUAAAAAUCAACCAUAUAUUGUAGAAACACUUUUCAAAUUGAUACGUGAUUUAAUAGAAAACCCAGGAAUCAACUUUGGCUUUUAUUGUAUUAACCACAUCCUUUUACCAAUGGUACAGAAUUGGUUAAGACAAAAUUCUAAAAUUCAAAAACCUGGAGAAGUUUGGCAAAAUUUCAAGCAUUGCUGUGGUUUAGCUAGCGAAUUAGUAGUAGAUUAUUUAUACGAACUACAAAAAACACGAAUUGAAUCCGAUGUAAUUGAACAUCCUGGUGCAACUUUAUCAUUAAAACAGUUGCUCAUUAUAUUAAUAGAAUGUAUUUCACAGCCAUCUGAAAACAUAGCUAGAUUAGGUUCAUCUUGCAUAAGACAUGUUAUGUUGAGCGCUGGCAAAAUUCUAACAGUUUAUCAAUGGGAAGUUCUAAUAACAGCUUUACACAGAGCUUGUACAGUUAGUUUAAACCCUCUGUAUCAACUAAGCUUAGUCUUUAAUCAAUAUUCCGACAGUUUCUAUGGAGAUUUAGCUACAGUUAAGGUUGCAGCAAGAAAAGACACUAGUGUAUCUGAAAACGAACGACUAUACGAACUUGCUCAACAAGUUUUCUUAAUGCAGAACCAAAGAUAUUGCAAUAAGUGUCAAGGAAAAGCUUGUGAAUGCGAAAAUAAUAAACCAGUAGUUAUAGACGACAGAAGUUACGUAUUCUUGUUAUAUCCAUACGAUUGCAGCACCAUAAUGAACCCUGAUAUGUAUACAAUUCGAGUUCCAUUUAAAAAUUUAGUGGUUGGUAUUCUGGCCCAUCAGAUGUUAAUUCAAACUGUAUCAAGCGCUUUACUUCAAAAUCUGAAUCACAUAACACCCAUUUUGAAUAUAUUGCAAAUAAAUUCCUGCAGCUUAAGAGGCGUUUUAACAAAAGUAAAUGCCAAACAUGUCGAUGUUCUUCUCAAGUGUUUAGAGAUUUCGAAUAUGCGAGCUAAAGAAUUUGAUGUUAGACCGGGGCUAAAAUUUUUGCUACAAAAAGUAGGUAACUUAAACAAGGCUGCCAACCUUUACACGCAGGCUAAUACAUCGGAGGUAGUCCAAAUAAUAGUCUUGAUUGAACUAUGUCUAGAUGGAAUUGACAAAUAUUCGAUUGAUCCGAGAAACUUAAAAGAUAUCUUAGCCCGCGACGAAAAAACUACUUGUAUGACUGAUUUAGAUUACGUAGAAAAUUUCUUAAAGAAGUUAUACGUCAAAUGGAAUAAACUUUGCGACUCGUAUGUUAAUCUUACCCUAGUUAUUCCAGAAGUAAACGAAGAAAGCGAUGAAGAAACCAUUGCUUCUGAAACAUAUCCCAAACCAUUUAAACUAACUGAUUUUAAACAAGACGAUGAUAACGACAAUUUGAGUAUAAGCACAGAUACUGAUAGUUAUCUAGAAAAAGAUUUACUUCCGAAUUUAAAAAAAGACGACAACGAUAUAGAUAAAAGUGAACUAAAAGUAGUCAAAUUGCAGCAUAGCUAUAGCUUAGAUGAAAAUUUAAUACAAAAGAAAAGAAACAAUACAGAUAAUAAUAAUUCUACUGACGAUGAAACUAACGAAAAAGCAGCAUCAAAAUACAACACAAAAUUGGUGUAUGAAAAAUAUAAAAUUGAAUUAAAUGCUAUUAAGUACGACAAAAAUACUUUAUUACAAAUGAGAAAAUCUACAAUAUCCAGCGAUAAUAUAAAUACUGACUAUGAUAAACCUAAUGAGCCGUCGAAAUUAAAAAGUUCACAAUUGUGGGUAAAAGAUGAACCAAAGAAAGGUCUUGGACAAAAUUCAAUGGGUUCCAGAUCAAACCCGUUUAAUAUAAAUAGUUUGCCCCCACCUCAGCCUGUACCAAGUGAAAUUCAGCAACAACGAAUAUUGAGUAUGUUUAAGGAUUCAGAAGCAUACAAAAUAACAAGAAUUGAAACUAUGGAAGCAUGUUUAGAACUACUAACUAGUCUUUCCGCUGAAAAAUUGUCACCAUUAGCAACAAUUCUGAAACAAGGUGCCGUAUCGUUGAUAGGAGCUCAAGAUGAUAAGAUAAAAAAAUCUGCAGAAAUUCUUCUUCAAAGAAUGAAUAUAUCUUAUAUCGAUCACGAUAAUUAUUGAAUUUCAUGUUGAAUUUUGUGUUGAAUUUUGUGAUAUAUUUUUUUACGUAGAUAGAAAUCAUAUUUAUUUACAUUACAAAAUUAAUAUUUUUAUUAUUAUUAGUAAACGAAUUCGGCAAUUUGGUUUUAUAGUUUAUUUUAGAAAAAUAAAGUGUCAUAAACCAUGUUCUUUUUCUAGCAUUUCUGUAGCGUUCUAAUUAUAUUUUGAUGAAAAAAAAAACCAGGGGCGCUUGGGUGUAUAUUUCUCGAUCUCUUUUGUACCAGUAGGGGAGGACGGGGUUG
Molecule: messenger RNA, 6821 nt
Organism: Psylliodes chrysocephalus
Lineage: Eukaryota; Metazoa; Arthropoda; Insecta; Coleoptera; Chrysomelidae
Source: the annotation of a GenBank genome assembly